AUGGUUCACGAAUACAGCAAGGUGCGCGUCGAGUCGGUGAAGCCCCUGAAAUGCACCGGAGUCACGCUUGAGCCGGUCGGCACUGUGCCAGUUGCCCACAACAACACCGGAUUCUACACCGAAGACAACAUCUAUACGACGGACCAUGGACGCGGUGCCAUGCACAACGCCAAGGAGAAGGUCAGCAAUCGAGGCUUCCAAGUUAAAAAUCAGAUCCUUCUAGCUUCACCUGAUUUUCUUUAAAGAACUGUAAUAGAAUUGCGCUUCCGCUUAAAGUUUCUGUGACAGAGGAAUAGUUCUAUUCUUCAAAAAUUUCUCAGCGGAGUGAGGAGUAUAUAGGAGAUGACAGAACUACGUUCAAUUUUGGCCUAAGAGCGAUUAAAUGAUGGCGAAAGCUUUCAGGUGAAGGAUGCUGCUCAUGACGUCAAGGAGGCGUGUGGACAUGCAGCCGACGCCGUCAAGGACAAGCUCCACGAUGCCAAAGUUGCAGUUGCUGGACACUAA
This is a messenger RNA of Caenorhabditis auriculariae, 504 nucleotides long. NCBI's taxonomy places the organism in Eukaryota, Metazoa, Nematoda, Chromadorea, Rhabditida, Rhabditidae. The record is from the annotation of a GenBank genome assembly.